Pisolithus orientalis is the source of this 282-nucleotide messenger RNA. Its product is annotated as DUF1903-domain-containing protein. NCBI's taxonomy places the organism in Eukaryota, Fungi, Basidiomycota, Agaricomycetes, Boletales, Pisolithaceae. Gene Ontology annotation, cellular component: mitochondrial intermembrane space. The transcript has 3 exons. The record is from RefSeq and is a predicted model, not a curated record. The coding region runs from base 46 to 282 and encodes 78 amino acids.
GCUGUAUGCCCCUUAAGUGCUACAAAGUGCAUCCCGCCAAUAACCAUGUCUGACAAGGUGCGAAGUUGCCAUGCCGAAGCGCGUACAUUGGGAAGUUGUCUGGAUGCUAAUGCGUAUCACCCUGAUAAAUGCGACAAGUUCGUCAAGGCUUUGUAUCUCUGUUGUGAUGAGAUGUACAAGAAAGGUGGCAGAGGUGCAGAGUCGAGCGCUUGUCCCAUGCAGAGUGUUGUGGAGCGUUGGUUGAAGAGGCACACUGACAUCGACGUUGACUCUCGAGGGUGA